Messenger RNA from Phytophthora sojae, 663 nucleotides. RefSeq lists its product as hypothetical. The record is from RefSeq and is a predicted model, not a curated record. The transcript has 4 exons. NCBI's taxonomy places the organism in Eukaryota, Oomycota, Peronosporomycetes, Peronosporales, Peronosporaceae. Gene Ontology annotation, cellular component: cytoplasm; nucleus. The coding region runs from base 1 to 663 and encodes 220 amino acids.
AUGAACAAGUAUCGCGUCCUCUGUCUGCACGGCUACCGCCAGGACGCCCUGAAGCUGCGCGGCCGCAUCGCCGCCCUUCGUCGCACGUUCAAGUCCAGCGUCGAGUUCGUCUGCCUAGAUGCGCCGUUCGACGUGCCCUACCAGCCCACGUCAGAGGAGCACGCCAAUAAUGGCGAGACGGGAGAUAACGUCAAGCAGCUCAAGUGGUUCGACUUCAUUCGUGAUGAGGAGACAGGCCAGUACCUGCUGGAGCGUGUGGACGAGGCUGUGGAGUACGUCGCGAGCUUCGUGAAGAAAGAGGGGCCUUUCGACGGCAUCUUCGGCUUCAGCCAGGGCGGUACCAUGGCGUCGCUGAUUUUGCAGAGACAAGUGAGCACGCCGGAGUCGCCCUUUGAGUUCCGAUUCGCCUUCUUCGUUUCGGCAGGGGCUUGUGGCGACCCCAAGUACGCUACCGACGUCAAGGUGGAUCUGCCGUCGCUGCAUGUUAUCGGGGAGACGGAUGCUGUGGUGGACAACGAGCGCAGCCUUGCACUCCGCGACCUCUUUGUCGACGCCAAGCUGCUGAUGCACCCUGGAGGUCACUACAUCCCCACCAACAAGGAGCCCAAGGACGCGUUCCGAGCCUUCUUAAAAGAGCUUCAGGACGCCGAUGAAAAGCAGUAG